This is a messenger RNA of Mucor velutinosus, 738 nucleotides long. RefSeq lists its product as uncharacterized. Lineage: Eukaryota; Fungi; Mucoromycota; Mucoromycetes; Mucorales; Mucoraceae. The transcript has a single exon. Bases 1 to 738 code for a protein of 245 amino acids. The record is from RefSeq and is a predicted model, not a curated record.
AUGACACAACACCCAUUAUCACAAACCAUCAUGGAUCAAAUUAAAGAUGCUGGCUAUCAAUGUUGGAUUCAAAUCUACAGUCCAUUGUUUUGGAUCAUAUCUGUAUUAAUAAACCAUUGGAAAUUACAAGAAAACAACAAGACUAUCAUCAAUGAUGAUUUCUCAUACAACAAGAUCAUGCCUUUUGAAAAAAAGCCAGUGGGUACACUGAAAAGCUCACCCUCUCCUACACCUCCUCAAAUUGUAAUUAGUCCAUCAUCCCUGCAGCAGCAGCAAAGACAUCCAUCAAAUAAGCAGAUGCCCGCAGUGCAAAAACUAGCAUUGAAAAAGAAGGCUGUAUCUGCUUCUACAGUGGUGCCAUCCAAACCAAAAUCUUUUUUAUCAUCACCCACAUCAAACACGAAGCGAAAGCAAUCAUCCUCCAUCUUUUCUUGGAAACAAAAGCAUCCAUACCAUCCGCCUCAUCAUCAUCAGCAUCGUCCAUUAUUGCAACAACAGCCAUCAAGAACAUCUUUCCUGCGAAGACUAAGUAGCAGCAGCACCAGUAGUGGCGAUACAACAAGGUCAGAGCCAUCAUCGCCAUCUAUAUUGAAAUCUUUCUCCUGGAAAUUAAAACGACAGCACUCUGAUUCCUCGCUAGAGACAGGACAUUCUACAACUACAGCUAGCAAUGCUACCAGUAGUAAGCAGCCUCGUAUAUCCUUGUCGCAUUUCAAGAAGAAGACUGCUGUUGAGUGA